GUCCACAAAAGUAGCCGAGGCUCAUCGAUUGAUAAAGAGUUGAUAAAGCCUGGUAGUAUUCUCAAAUCUAGGCCAAUUUUCCCCAUGCCUCCAGUAUUAGGAAAAACUCCCAAAAAUGUCCCAAAGAUCAACAAAAAGUCCCAAAAGAUAGUUGAAAAGAUGGGCAAUAGGUAUAAAGGAUACAUGAACUCCCACCCCAGCACUCACAGCACUGAAACUCCCAACACAAGCAGGCCAACAUCCCACAAACCCAUCGAAGAAACCCUCAAGCCAUCCAUCAACAAAAAUUCCAAAAUAAAGCGUAACAUUCGCGAUAUCUCCAAGCGAAAGUACCCCUCCACCGCUCACUCCCAGCUAAAUCUCCCCUCUAAAGUACUACCAAGAGAAGAAAGUAAGCUUUCAGCUUACUUUCAUAAGCACUUGGCUGUACAGGCAGAGAAGGAGACAAAGCUUGUAGAAGAAAUGGAGCGGUUGAAGAAGAAAAGGUACAGGAGUUUUAAGUCAGAGAGACUGGUGAAGGGGAGAAUGAAGGAGAGGGUGGAAGAGAGGCUGUUGAGGGAAGGCAGAUUGAGAGAUCAGAGGAGGGAGAUGAUGGCUGAGGAGGGGAGGAGGACUGAGAGAGGGAAGAGAGAUGUGAUUGAAGGGGAUAGGAAGAAGCAGGAAGGAAGAAAGGUGUUCAACAGUGAUUUUGAUGAGAAAGUGUUAAAGAAUGAUCAGAAGUGAGAGAUGAGUGCUGGAAAGGAUGAGAAUAUUCCUAGCUUAGCGAGUUAUCAUACUGAGCCAAUGAAUUACCACUCAAAUGCUACAUUAAGUCCUUCCAGCGAAAAGCCUCUAACUUUGUCUCAAAUUGAGAAUUCAGCUAAAAGAAAUAAGAUCUGUACCAAAUAUUUGACUGCCAAAAGAAAUGAAUUUCAGAAGCUCUCACCAAGACUCCCAACAGCAUUAGAUUUCAGAAAAGGGUUUGCCUGAAAAUACUUUACUCAGACAGACCAACUCUCGACUCAGAACAAGCAGUCAUUUGGUGGAACGAGUCUUGUCUCCCAAGCUGAGACAAGCCUUAAGGCUAUCAGCCAGUUGGAGUGUCAAAACCCCUUAUCGCCUAUAAACCACUCCUCUGAAGAACCAGAGAGGUACAGAGCCAAGCACAACAAGUCAGUUGAUGAUGCUAAUGCAGCGAUUAUGGCAUGUAGCCCCCACCAUGACUCUACGAGCGUGUAUUACCAAUCCCUGUUUUCUAAAGUUGAGAAGAAGGCUAAUUUGGGGAAGCACAAGCAAUCCCGAGCUCAACUACCUAAAACUAUAGUAAGUCCGAAGGAGAGCAGGCAAAAUUCAAGGUUUCAGGCUAGAAAAUGCGCAAAUCAGACUGUAGAUAUUAAAUCUGGGAUCGGUUCAGCUAAGAAUUUUCCUCCUGAUCUCUUCUGCCACCCUCUCUAUGCAAGGAGAAAUAAGGAUGAGUCGUCUGAAGGAACUCAAAAUAUUACAUGUGAUGAAUACCAGAUCUAUUACACUUUCCAUGAGCCUGAUAGUAAAAAGCCACUGAUUGAUCCUAAAUAUGAAGCAUCAAUUUCAAAUGUGCAUCUAAGAAACCAGGAUUCUGCAGGUGAAAGUUUUCCAUAUAUCCAAACAGAUUAUCAAAAUCUACAUGGGAAAACACUUAAAGAAAAGAUGGGUGACUCAAUUGUGGUAAUCUCCAAAGGAUGUCUUAACACAUUUACCUCUAAAACUCAGAGAGCAAAAGGUUUAGAGCCUGAUUUGAAAUCAGAGAUGAUCACUCAAAUUCUUGAGAAUGACCAGUUUCGUACCUCAAAGCACAGUAGUCUUAAUCAGAAAAAUGGUCCAAAAACGGCCAAUGACCAGUUUUUUGUCAAGAAGGUUUCUCAAAAUCGGCCCAGAAGUAAACAGAGUGUUGUGAACGAAACUAACAGCAGGAAGUCAGCAACCGGAACUCAAGCUAGAGAGGCUCAAAAAAGCUAUUUGCUGGAUAACACAGCAGGUGCAGUUCCUAAGAGAACUUCCUCAAGAACCGGAUCUGGUGAAAUGAGAGGAAUUCUACCUAAAAUUCUCCAUAAUUCCAAACACACAGAUGACUUCAUGACUAGAAACAAGAGGUGGGUCGAACAGAAGAAGAAAUAAGCAAAGGGAAACCAAAGAAAUUCAGGAUAAAAAGAAGUUACAGGAAUGCACAUUUAAGCCAAAAACAUUAGCCAAAGAAUAUAUGAACAGGAAGAAAACUGAGAAGUUGAGAAGUAGAGUCUCUAGGUCUCUGAGCCCACAGAAGAUCAAGAUCUCAGACCAGUUUGACCUUUCUGUGCUGAAGAAAGCUAGGAUGAGAGUUGAGCAUGCCGAUCAGGAAGACCGCUUGAUAGGUCAAGCUUCUCCUAAGAAUAUCCCACCCAGUGAGGUCAAGGAAAGUCAGGGUGAGUCCUGUGCUAGUGAUAAGGGCAAUCCUACUGAUGAAAAGCUCAAUGAGGCGAAACAGCUACAAAGUGAGGCUAAAAGAGAUAUAGUCACUUUGAACUUAAGUCAAUCUCCCAGGAUUCAGCACAGAAUCCUUAGUAAGCCUGAUACUACAGAGUUUUUCAAAGAGGAGCCUACACAAAGACAAAAGUUAGGCGAGCUUCCUUCAGCAAAGAGGCUAAUAUUUAACCCUAAAAAUGAAGAGGCUAAAGAGACAACCGAAAAUGAUCAAAACUUCAAUGAGGAGAAUUUCGAGUCUCUUAUUGUUGAAAAGGAAAACAAGACACCAAAUCAUAAUCUUGUGGACAACAGACAAAGAACUGCCAUCUUCAGUGAGCAUCCUGUGAGGAAAGAAAGCUCUCCUUUUGCCCUUAGCAUGGCUGAUAGCGGACAGAGCUCCCCAAUGGACUAUGAAGUCAAAGAAGAAGUAGUUGAAAUUGAAGCAGAUGACUCAGGCUUUGAUGAUUUUGAUGAAUUCGAACAAACAGACAACCAAAAAGACUUCGAAGAGUACAAAAUUGAAGAUUUUAACAGCUACCUAAACCUUGAGAAUGAUGAAGAUUCAUUUUCAGUAGAGUCAGAGCUGAGCAUUCCUGUUGAAAAUGCUGAUACGCAUUUCUAG
This is a messenger RNA of Moneuplotes crassus, 3079 nucleotides long. NCBI's taxonomy places the organism in Eukaryota, Ciliophora, Spirotrichea, Euplotida, Euplotidae. The record is from the annotation of a GenBank genome assembly.